AUGGAUAAGAUUGGAAAACGUAUAGGGCCGCUGCCUGGGGGUCGCCCGGGCGCGUCUGGAGCUGGCGCUGGACGCGGCAGCAUGCGGGCCGCCAGCCGAGCGCGAGGAGCUGCAAGAUCACCUAACAGCCCCCCGCAUCCAUCAUCCCCACCAGACGGCUUGAUGUCGGCAGGGUCCUCUCGGACUCGGCAAGCGGCAUCCGCCGCUGGUGGAGUGCGCCGCAUGCGUUGGACAAGGGAUAUGAGCGCAAACGCAUUGAGGGCGUACUAUUGGGCGAAAGGGGAAGAAACUGCGGAGAUAGCGUAUCGGGCUCGGAUGCAUUUCUUUUUUGCUGAGCUGAAGCCGUCUAUUCCCGUCACGGAACAAAAGCUGGCAGACCGAGUUCGGUACAUCAUGCGCUCGAAAAUAUUCGAUGAUGCCGAGCUCGAACGACUACGACGUGAGGCCAUUCCCUCAUCGAAUGAAUUGGCUACGGCUGGGGAUGAGGCUCCUCAGGCGACAGACCAGCUGCCACGAGUAGAAGCCGCCAUGGAUCUUCCAGUUGUGGGUGAUUCAGACGAUGAUGAAAUGGUCUCCCACGAACUAGAGCAAAUGAGGAGUAUAUUGGAAGAGGCGAUUUUAGAAACGCGCAGCAUGCCUCUCGAAAAUCGACCGCGACUUCCCCGCAUACCCCUAAGCAAAUGA
This is a messenger RNA of Parnassius apollo (apollo), 684 nucleotides long. The record is from the annotation of a GenBank genome assembly. Lineage: Eukaryota; Metazoa; Arthropoda; Insecta; Lepidoptera; Papilionidae.